GAUGGGGCGACGGAAGUGAGGAUGUUACGUCAUUCCAUGUCGCCUCAGCCCGGAUGGUAGCAGUCUAGCCGCUUAGCCUUUAUGCUAGCUAGCUAGCUAGCUAGCCACCUUGCUGGCCUUUUCCUCCUCUUCAGCCUCACGAUGGCGUUAAAGCGAAUUUCGAAGGAGCUGACGGACCUUUCCCGAGACCCUCCGGCUCAGUGUUCGGCGGGGCCCGUCGACGAGGACAGUAAGACGAGCUUGACCUCUCCCUGCGCUCUGCCUGGCCUCUUCUUGGCUAACUUUGGCUUGUCUCCUCCUUCCUCAGUGUUUCACUGGCAGGCCACCAUCAUGGGACCUCCGGACAGUCCCUACCAGGGUGGCGUCUUCUUCCUCACCAUCCACUUUCCCGCAGACUACCCCUUCAAACCUCCAAAGGUGGCGUUCACGACCCGAAUCUACCACCCCAACAUCAACAGUAACGGCAGCAUCUGUCUGGACAUCUUGAGGUCUCAGUGGUCCCCGGCACUCACCAUCUCCAAAGUCCUGCUGUCCAUUUGUUCGCUCCUGUGCGACCCCAACCCGGACGACCCGCUGGUGCCCGAGAUCGCUCGCAUCUACAAGACGGAUCCCGUCAGGUACAACAAGACCGCUCAGGACUGGACUCAGAAGUACGCCAUGUGAUCCUCGGUGGGCACGCCCCGACUCAUCUGCCAAUCACAGCACUUUGUUCUUUUUUUUCUGUUGUUAUUGGUCCAAAAACCUCAAGUUGAUCUCUUCAUAAACUGUGAAGAAGAAGAAAGCAUGUAAGAGGUUUUUCAACUUUUUGUUGUUUGGCAAGCGUGGCUUCUUCCUCGCCCUGCUCCGCCCCUAUUUUUUUGCACUCCAGAUGAAACUUGACGGCCGAUUGGUCCAAACAUUGUAGUUGUCAUUCAAUAAUAAUAGUAAUAAUCAUAAUAACAACAGUCACGGAUGGUGUAGUGGUGCAUUGGCCUGACUUGCAGGCAGCGUGGAUUCAGUUCCCACUCAGUGAGUCUGAAUGGUCACGCUCCAACUAGCUGGCGACCGAUUCAGGGCAUAGUCCGCCUUUCGCCCCAAGUCAGCAGGGAGACGCCGGCGCCCCGCAACCCUCAACAGGGUAAGCGGAGAGUUACUUCAGAAACUUCAUCCAUCUCUUCCAGGGGGGAUCCCGAGGCGUUCCCGGGCCAGCCGAAAGACAAGUCUCUCCGGCGUGUCCCGGGGCUCUCCUCCCGGCGGGAAGUGCCCGGAACUCCGCACCGGGUAGGCGUCCGGGAGGCAUCUGAAUCAGAUGCCCCGGCCACCUCAUCUGGUUCCUCUCGAUGCGGAGGAGCAGCGAGACUCUACUCUGAGAUCCUCCCGGAUGACCGAGCUUCUCGCCCUCUCUCUAAAGGGAGAGCCCGGACACCCUGCGGAGGAAACUCAUUUCGGCGCCUAGUAUCCGGGAUCUCGUUCUUUGGGUCACGAGCCGCGGGUCGUGACCAUAGGUGAGGGUAGGAACGUAGAUCGACCGGUAAAUCGAGAGCUUAGCUCCUUCUUCACCACAACGGACCGAUGCAAAGUCCGCAUCACUGCAGACGCUGCACCGAUUCGCCUGUCGACCUCGCUCGUCUUCGAGCCCCACCUCCAGGCCUGGCUCCAGAGGGGGGGGGGGGGGGGCCCGGUGAAAAUGCGAUCCAAUCAUUUUUCUCAUCAUAGGGGUCUUUCGAGCCGUGCUUUGUCUGGUCCCGCAUCUAGGACCUGUUUGUCAUGGGUGACCCUGCCAGGGGCAUAAAGCCCCAGACAACUUAGCUCCGAGCUUCAUUAGCUCAAGGAUCAUCCAUGUUCAGGCCCUCAAAAGUGCAUUACAACAACAAUGAUGCUGAUAAUAAUAAUAACAGUAAGGAUAGCCUGGACCAGUGUGGCGCCAGCCUGACAACAUGCCGGAAGAGUCCAGAAGCUUUUUGACAGGCAGACUGGAGAAAGCCAGGUGGUAAACUGGCCCGGAUGGAACUGAGCAGAAAAUCUAAUUCCUUUAAGAUUAGCAGCCACGUUCAGCUCGUAAUUGUGAUAUUUGGAUCUUUUUACAGUACUUUAAAAAUGAGAGUACAGUAGCGCAUGUUUACAAUUUGUCUAUUUGCUGAGUUUUCUUUGAACCUAUGCUCAAUUAUUUGCAGAAUAACUCACCUGUUUGCCGUUUUUGUGAUCAGGCAUCUGAUCAGACUUAAGAACUAUGUCGAAGUGAGUUGAGCUUUAUUUAGACAAAAGUGGUGCUUUGCCACCAUCUUGUGGCAUCAAUCGAGAGGCAAUUCUCAACCUCGCAACGUCAAUUUCUCAGCGGACGUCAUUAAAUUGCUAAAAGGAAUACAGUACUGAGAAUAUUUACGUGUUGUGAAGCGGCAACAUUUUUCAAAAUAAAUGUGUACGUCAUUUAUAAUAAAAAAUUACAAUCAAAUAAACAACAUUCCAAGUGGUGACAUUACACAGAUGUGAUGCUUGUCACCAAAGUAUAAAAAAAACUUUAUUCCUCAAAUGUCCAGAUAAAUAAAAUCAAUAGAAUCAAGCAUCCUUUGCACAAGGUCACACGAGUUGAAGCUGAAGCUCCAGUUGAGGACAGAAGAGCGAAAAGGAAGUGUUCAAAGUCAAUCCGCACACUUCCCGUUUAGGCUUCAAGGGGCCACGUGGAGCAAAUUCAACGACAACAGGAGUCGGACAAUCACCCGGUGCAAGAUAAAGCGUGCCGACCCUUCGGCGGGAGCCGCAUUUGGCCGGCAAUCGGUCGGAAAAUGUCACGUGAUCGUCAUCCGAGGCACACGCAUGCGGGCAACCGGCCAGAUUUCGCUCCUUCCCGCCCGAGGAUGGCAAACGCCAGACAAUAUCACGUUUUAGGAGAUGAUCCUACAAGAUUCUUCUUAGGUUAGGGGUUACCUCCCAAACGGGUCGGUGCCGACAAUCGAAAAUAUUUGCGCAUGGUCACUAUUUAUGACUAAAAACACAAAUCGGUGAAUUGUGACGUGGAAACGGAAUGUAGCCAAUAAAGGAAGCGACCUGACGAGUAACAAGGACACGGCGAUAAAUAAACACGAACAUGUCUUAUCUCACGUGGUUUUGUGUAUUUUUCCCCUUCUUUGGUUUUGUGAGAUCACGUGUGAUCACUCAAGAUCUUAGCCUCCGUGGACUUGUUUGUAGAUCUGCGGUGGAGCAGAAUCUUUCUGUGUCGAGAUUAUCGGCGCACACCACACAAUACGAGCAAAACUGCAGAAAGUAUGGAAGUCCUUCCUGUUGCUACUCUCCACAAGCGUCACCGUCCCGUAAAGACCACUGCAAGCGCGCCGUGCAGAACGCCAGAUGACAACGAGGUGAGUGCUCACAAAUGUACGAUAAACAUGAAAGAAGAUUAGAUGGAAUUGGCGGAUUUGAGACA
Phycodurus eques (leafy seadragon) is the source of this 3400-nucleotide messenger RNA. RefSeq names its product ubiquitin-conjugating enzyme E2 2-like. Gene Ontology annotation, biological process: ubiquitin-dependent protein catabolic process; protein polyubiquitination. Gene Ontology annotation, molecular function: ubiquitin conjugating enzyme activity. The transcript has 6 exons. Gene Ontology annotation, cellular component: nucleus. The coding region runs from base 142 to 663 and encodes 173 amino acids. Lineage: Eukaryota; Metazoa; Chordata; Actinopteri; Syngnathiformes; Syngnathidae. The record is from RefSeq and is a predicted model, not a curated record.